Messenger RNA from Acanthosepion pharaonis, 537 nucleotides. The record is from the annotation of a GenBank genome assembly. NCBI's taxonomy places the organism in Eukaryota, Metazoa, Mollusca, Cephalopoda, Sepiida, Sepiidae.
AUGGUUUACAAUCUAUCUAUCUAUCUAUCUAUCUAUCUAUCUAUCUAUCUAUCUCGAUCUUUUCAUUAUUAUCUAUCUAUCUAUCUAUUUUCAUAUCUAUAUCGAUCUUUUUUAUAUCUAUUUAUUUCAGUCUAUUUACAUCUAUCUAUCUAUCUAUCUCGAUCUAUCUCGAUCUUUUCAUUAUCUAUCUAUCUAUCUAUCUAUCUAUCUAUCUAUCAAUAUUUUUUAUAUCUAUCUAUUUCAGUCUUUUUACAUAUCUAUUUAUUUCAUCUAUUUAUCUACCUAUCUUUUCAUUAUCUAUCUAUCUAUCUAUCUAUCUAUCUAUCUAUCUAUCUCUUUUUUUUUCUAUUUAUAUAUAUCAAUCUUUUAUCUAUCUAUUUAUUUCAGUAUAUAUCAAUCUUUUUAUAUCUAUUUAUUUCAUCUGUUUUACAUCUAUCUAUCUAUCUAUCUAUCUAUCUAUCUAUCUAUCUCAGUCUGUUCGUAUUAUCUAUCUAUCUAUCUAUCUAUCUAUCUAUCUAUCUAUCUAUCUAUCAUUGA